ACACACAGAUAGAUAUACAGAAAUUCACUCAAACACAGACUGUCGGUUUACCAAUUCUCAGAGAGCACACUCGCCGGCAGAUCCCACUUUUCACUCACAGCUGAACUCACACACAACACACACACACACUGAAAGAGGUCCCUCAGCCGCCGUCCAAACACCAGAGCACACCUCAUUUUUACACAUUAUAGCUCACACAGAUCAUACACAGAGAGCCAACAAGUCCACUGUCCGCCGCCCAGCUUCACCACUUUACGCCCAAAAGUGCCAUAAUCACUUUGCAAUUUCAGUUUGUUAAGCUUCGGCCAGUUCCAAACUUCGGAGUUUUCUGUUUUUAUCAAAAACUGCUGAAAGCUUAAAGCAGAAAUCAUGGGUAAAUUCUUGACUGUAAUGACUCAACUUCAUACUCUUGCUGGGCCAGUGGUGAUGUUGCUCUAUCCUCUAUAUGCAUCUGUGGUGGCAAUAGAGAGCACAUCGAAGCUGGAUGAUGAGCAAUGGCUUGCUUAUUGGAUUCUCUAUUCUUUUCUCACUCUCAUGGAGAUGGUCCUUCAGCCCGUGCUUCAAUGGAUACCAAUUUGGUAUGAUGUGAAGUUGGCGGUAGUGGCAUGGUUGGUACUUCCACAGUUCAGAGGAGCUGCUUUUAUCUAUGAGAAGUUUGUUAGGGAAAAGCUCGUCAACAAAUAUGGAGCUUCAUAUUUCAGAGACAAGUCUCCCUCUCCAGCCAAGGUGGAGCGUGAAACCCAGUGAGGAUCGAGGAGGUGUAGGAUUAAUCUACAGAUGUGAAAGCUUUCCUCUUUCGUUUUCUAAUCAGCGAAGGAUUACACUGUAUUUUAGUGCUGUAGAUCACAUGAGCAUUGGUGCUGAUUAUGUGGAUGUCGUGAAUGUUUAUCAUCACUUUAAUAUAUACAAUCUGUUUGCUUGUUAACGGAAGUCCCCAUUUCUUCCAA
This is a messenger RNA of Nicotiana attenuata, 947 nucleotides long. RefSeq names its product HVA22-like protein e. The record is from RefSeq and is a predicted model, not a curated record. The coding region runs from base 370 to 747 and encodes 125 amino acids. The transcript has 6 exons. NCBI's taxonomy places the organism in Eukaryota, Viridiplantae, Streptophyta, Magnoliopsida, Solanales, Solanaceae.